Acanthosepion pharaonis is the source of this 498-nucleotide messenger RNA. The record is from the annotation of a GenBank genome assembly. Lineage: Eukaryota; Metazoa; Mollusca; Cephalopoda; Sepiida; Sepiidae.
AUGAGGUUUUUUGUUCAUUCAUCCCACUUCAGUCUUCUUUCCCAAUUCUUUUAUUUCUUUGCUGUUAUAGACAUUUGGGUAGGGCAAGAAGAGCACGAGACUUUCACGGGGCAAGAAGAGCACGAGGCUUUCACGGGGCAAGAAGAGCACGAGGCUUUCACGGGGCAAGAAGAGCACGAGGCUUUCACGGGGCAAGAAGAGCACGAGGCUUUCACGGGGCAAGAAGAGCACGAGGCUUUCACGGGGCAAGAAGAGCACGAGACUUUCACGGGGCAAGAAGAGCACGAGGCUUUCACGGGGCAAGAAGAGCACAAGAGAGCACGAGGCUUUCACGAGGGGCAAGAAGAGCACGGGGCAAGAAGAGCGAGGCUUUCACGGGGCAAGAAGAGCACGAGGCUUUCACGGGGCAAGAAGAGCACGAGGCUUUCACGGGGCAAGAAGAGCACGAGACUUUCACGGGGCAAGAAGAAAAUGCACGAAGAAGCUAUGUUACAUUGA